Molecule: messenger RNA, 603 nt
Organism: Sclerotinia sclerotiorum 1980 UF-70
Lineage: Eukaryota; Fungi; Ascomycota; Leotiomycetes; Helotiales; Sclerotiniaceae
Exons: 3
Coding region: 1-603 (200 amino acids)
Source: RefSeq, a predicted model, not a curated record
AUGAGUGGAGUGAAUGAAGAUGGUGAAUUAGACGGAGAUGAUCAAGUGCAUGGAGAGGAUGAAAUGGAUGAAGUGGAUGAAGAUGUUAUGAAGAAUAGUGAAUGCUUGGAGCAGUUUAGAAUGCGUGGUGAAUUGCCAACUGAAGACUUUCAAGGUAUUCCUUAUUGCACAACGCCGUUUGGAGCUUUGUUCAAUGUCACACCACCAUCACCAAUUUAUGAUGACUUUGGCAACAUCACGAAUGCUCCUGUCCCACGUGUUCUUAAGCCUGAAGAGAAGCAAGCCAGUACCAAAGAAGACUAUCAGCCUCAGGAUCGUGUCGAUCUUAGCUAUUGUGGUCCUGACGGUCUUACCAUCAAGCUCAAGUUCUUCGCCAAUAAUUUUGAACUCACUCCAGCCAAUAUCGAAAGUGAGAAUUCCGGCGAAGAUGACCCAACUGAUUCACAUCUCAUCAAGCUCUUUUGUGACCAUGGAGGAGAUGGCAAUAUUGAUGAAAUUCCCACCAUUGUCAAAUCCACUCCUUUUUUGAUAAAUUUGGCAAACAUAGUGAAGCACCUCUCAAGUUCAGACUCCAUCGAUAGAACCUCCAAGCCAAGAAUCUGA